Molecule: messenger RNA, 1851 nt
Organism: Besnoitia besnoiti
Lineage: Eukaryota; Apicomplexa; Conoidasida; Eucoccidiorida; Sarcocystidae
Product: putative vacuolar ATP synthase subunit A
Exons: 15
Coding region: 1-1851 (616 amino acids)
Biological process (GO): ATP metabolic process; proton transmembrane transport
Cellular component (GO): proton-transporting V-type ATPase, V1 domain
Molecular function (GO): proton-transporting ATPase activity, rotational mechanism; ATP binding; ATP hydrolysis activity
Source: RefSeq, a predicted model, not a curated record
AUGGCGCCCAGAGGAGAAGCGGCUGCCCCCGAGGGGGACAAGGAUAUGGGGGUUAUCUACAAGGUCUCUGGUCCGCUUGUCGUCGCGGAGCAGAUGAGUGGCACGAAAAUGUACGAGCUGGUCCGCGUUGGCUGGCAGCGACUCGUCGGUGAAAUCAUUCGACUCGAGGGCGACAACGCCUUCAUUCAGGUCUACGAAGAAACAGCUGGACUGUCUGUGGGCGAUCCCGUCAUUAAAACUGGCAAGCCGCUCUCUGUCGAGCUUGGACCCGGGCUUCUCGACAACAUUUUCGACGGAAUUCAGCGUCCGCUGGAGCGCAUCGCGCAGAUCGCGCAGAGCGUUUUCGUGCCCAAGGGCGUCGCCGUUCCCGCCCUCGAUCACAAGAAGCUCUGGUCCUACAACCCUGUUCCGAACGUGCAAGUUGGAGACAUCCUCACAGGCGGAGACGUUAUCGGCACGGUUCACGAAAACAACUUGUUCAUGGAGCAUCGCAUCAUGAUUCCGCCCAAGAUUCAGGGAAAAGUCUCUUGGAUUGCCCCUGCAGGCGAAUACACGGUGAAGGACACGGUCAUGACUCUGGAGUACCAGGGCGAGCAGAUCCCGAUAGCAAUGUCGCACGACUGGCCCGUGCGUGAGCCGCGGCCCUGCCUCGAGAAGCUCGCGGGGAACACGCCGCUCCUGACUGGACAGCGCGUCCUCGACUCGCUCUUUCCCACCGUGCAGGGAGGAACGUGCGCGAUUCCAGGGGCCUUCGGGUGCGGCAAGACUUGCAUUUCGCAGGCACUGUCGAAGUACAGCAACAGCCAGGUGAUUAUUUACGUCGGAUGCGGCGAGCGCGGCAACGAGAUGGCUGAAGUGCUUACGGAGUUCCCCGAACUCACGACGCUGAUCAACGGCAAAGAGGAGGGCAUCAUGCAGCGCACCUGCCUCGUCGCCAACACGAGUAACAUGCCCGUCGCAGCGCGUGAAGCCUCCAUCUACACGGGGAUCACGCUUGGCGAGUACUUCCGCGAUAUGGGCUACAACGUAGCGAUGAUGGCGGACAGUACGAGUCGCUGGGCUGAAGCUCUUCGCGAAAUCAGCGGCCGUCUCGCCGAAAUGCCUGCAGACAGCGGCUACCCCGCCUACUUGGGCGCGCGUCUCGCUUCCUUCUACGAGCGCGCCAGUCGCGUCCGCUGCAUGGGGUCUCCCGAGCGCGAAGGCAGCGUCACGAUUGUCGGGGCUGUCUCGCCGCCUGGAGGAGAUUUCUCAGACCCGGUCACGACUUCCACCAUGUCCAUCGUGCAGGUCUUCUGGGGGUUGGACAAGAAACUCGCGCAGAGGAAACACUUUCCCUCCGUCAACUGGACGACUUCUUUCUCGAAGUACAUUCGCGCGCUGGAGCCCUUCUUCGAUUCGUACGACCCCGAGUUCAGCGCCCUGCGCCAGAAGGUCUCCGAUAUUCUGCAGCAAGAAGCGGAGCUCACGGAUAUCGUCCAGCUGGUCGGAAAGGACUCGCUGUCUGAGGAUCAAAAACUGAUUCUGGAAGUCGCUAGAAUCAUUCGAGAAGAUUAUCUGCAGCAGAACGCCUUCUCUGACUACGACUACAUGUGCCCUCUGUACAAGACUGUCGGUAUGAUGCGCACCAUCUGCCACUUCUACGACCAGUGCCUCCGCGUGAUGCAGGAGACGAGCGGCAGCGAGCACAAGAUUGGAUGGGGCACGAUCUACAACACGAUGCGCCCAACCAUCAGCAAAAUUACCAGCAUGAAGUUCUUGCCGCCGACGACGACGGAGGCCGCCUCCAAGCAGCACUUCAAGCAGCUGAGCGACGAAAUCACGUCGGGCCUCCGUGGCCUCGUGGAGAAAUAA